GUGGAGAAAAUCUCCACAGAUCUCUGAAUCAACUGGUUCAGUUUGGUAGUAGUGGUCUCCAAUUUCUUUUAAUGCAAAGAAAAAGGAUGACCACAGUCAUCACCAGUUUUUUUACUUUAUCAACGAUAGCUUUGUGCGUUUUAUUUGAUUUUGGCGCAACGAAAAAUCACCAAGAUUGGGAAUUAAUUUUCAAAGGAAGAUCUAAAACCGAAUGGAAGGAUGCUUGGCAUCAAGAAAAGUUUAUAAGAUGUCGUGAAACUCUGGUUAGUCAUUUAUAUUGGGCUUGUGAAAAAGAUAUUUACCGCAUAACUAGAAGAAGAAGUCAAAAGCGUAAUCAGGAAAUGGAACAAAAAGAAAAUUUUGAACUUUUGUUUUAUCCCUAUAUACCUAAAAAAUUGGCUAAAACAUUUUUACGGAGCAAACGAAGUUACAACACGCGUUCAAGUUCUUCAAUUACAGCGGAAUGUUGUCGAUCUUCUGGUUGUACUUGGGAGGAAUACGCCGAAUAUUGCCCUAUUAACAAACGAUAUGUAUAA
Messenger RNA from Onthophagus taurus, 536 nucleotides. It is a transcript of the gene Ilp7, whose product is annotated as Insulin-like peptide 7. The record is from RefSeq and is a predicted model, not a curated record. Lineage: Eukaryota; Metazoa; Arthropoda; Insecta; Coleoptera; Scarabaeidae.